UACGGGGGCUCCAAGCCGCUCUUCUAAGCCCUCUGUUCUCGUCAACCCGCCGGUGAGACGUGAGAACCUCCCUCUAAACCCUAACGACCCUCUCCACAGAUACCUCACGCAAUGUCUCAUCGCACCGAACACAAAGAAGAAGAAGAAGAACAAGAAAAAGAUGACCUCUCCGGGAGCGAAGACGACAACGAUUUGGACGAGGACAUGGAAGCCCUGAGGCGAGCCUGCAUGCUCACCGGAAGAAACCCUAACGACCUCGACAAUCCCUCCACCUCCGCCGCCAACGGAUACUACUCCGCCGUAGCCGCCGAUUCCGACUCCGAUGACGACCUCGAAUUGGUCCGAAAUAUUCAGAACCGGUUCUCGACCUCGUCCGCUCUAUGCGAGACCAUGUCCUUGGAGCCUCUGUCUUCUCUCCCGCCCGCUGCCUCGGACGAGGACGACGAUUUCGAAACGCUCCUCGCAAUUCAGCGACGGUUUUCGGCACCCGCUACCGAUACAUUGAAACAUGCAAUUGGGGGUUCGUUAAAGAAACCUGAGCAGGUUCAUGCCUCUCGUCUAUCCUUGGAGAAGGAAACUAGCAGUACUUUGUUUGUAAAUAGAGCCAAUUCUUGUGAAGGGUUUACAGAUGCUGAAGAUUUUUGUAACACCCGUUCAUUGGGUGACAAUGGGGGGAUUCAGCCUUCUGGUUUCUUUGAGAGCCAUCAGUCAGAUUCUUGUAAGUCAUCUAUGUUGCCACGUAAGAAGUCUUGCUUCCCAAAGUCUGCACUUUUGCUACUUGAUGCCAUUAAGAAGAAUAGGUCCAGUCAGAAGUUCUUCCGAAGCAAGUUGAUUCAGUUAGAAGCGAGAAUUGAGGAAAACAAAAAGCUGAAGGAGCAUGCUAAAAUCCUAAAAGACUUCCGGACUUCUUGCAGAAAAAUAACUGGGCGAGCAUUAUCCCAGAAAAAGGAUCCUCGUGUCCAGUUAAUUUCAGCAAAAGAAACGUUGGCUUCUAAGGAUUCAAAGGCUAAUGAUAAAAGGCUUUCUCCCAUGUGUUAUGGUCCAGCAGAGAACUCUCGUGUUGCUAAUUAUAGAAUGUCAAUUACUAACUUUCCGCUUUCCUUAGAAAGGAAGAAAUGGUCAAAGGUAGAAACGGAAAAUCUUGAAAAGGGAAUAAUGCAACAAUUUCAAGCAAUGGUGCUUCAAAUUUCAAGAAAUCGUGCCUUGAAAUGUACAGCAAUCUUAAGUGGUUCAGAGAAUUCUUCUGAAGAUUCAAAUGAUUUGGAUAAGAUCCUCGCAUCAACUAAAGAUCUUGAAGUUCCCCCAGAAAUGAUUGGGGAGUUUCUACCCAAGGUUAAUUGGGAGCAAUUGGCUUCCAUGUAUUUUGUUGGUCGCUCUGGUGCUGAAUGUCAAGCAAGGUGGUUGAACUGUGAAGAUCCCUUAAUCAACCACAAUCCUUGGAUGGCUAAAGAGGACAAGAAUCUUUUGUUACUUGUCCAAGAGAAAGGAAUCAAUAACUGGUUUGAUAUUGCUGUAUCACUGGGGACAAACAGGACCCCAUUUCAGUGCUUGGCACGUUAUCAGAGGAGUUUAAAUGCUUCUAUGCUAAAAACUGAGUGGACUAAGGAUGAGGAUGCUCAACUUCGCGCGGCUGUAGAGGUUUUUGGUGAGAACGAUUGGCAGUCUGUAGCUUCUGCUUUGGAAAGACGGACUGGUAACCAAUGCUCUAACAGGUGGAAAAAAUCACUUCACCCAACCAGGGAAAGAGUGGGGAAGUGGGUUGCAGAUGAAGACAAACGCCUCAAAGUAGCUGUGAUGCUUUUUGGGCCGAAAAAUUGGAAUAAGAUAGCUCAAUUCGUGCCUGGUCGAACUCAAGCGCAAUGUAGAGAAAGGUGGGUCAAUAGUUUAGAUCCUUCGUUGAAUUGGGAUGAGUGGACUGAAGAAGAGGAUUCCAGGUUGAAAGCAGCUAUAGCGGAACAUGGUCAUUGCUGGGCUAAAGUUGCUGCUUGUGUGCCUCCACGUACAGAUAAUCAGUGCCGAAGGAGAUGGAAGAAGUUGCUUCCACAUGAAGUGCCCUUGCUUCAAGAGGCCAGAAGAAUACAGAAAGCUGCUCUUAUAUCCAACUUUGUAGAUCGGGAGUCAGAACGUCCUUCCCUUUGUCAGAGUGACUUUCUUCCAUUACCACUUAUUAGUUCAGUAUCCGAAACAGAAAAUGUAAAUCCUUGCAGUAAAAGGAAGGGAGGAUUAAGAGAAAGGGCAGCAUCCAAGAAAGAGUCGAAUGCAGCUUCUUGCAAUGUUCCAAGGAAGAUCAGAUCGAAGGAGUGUGAACAACAAUCUCAAGCUUCUUCUGGUACUAUAAAGAAGAAAAAGUAUCCUAAACCACAUUCAAGGAGAAAGAAAUGUACCGAACCAGUUGCGAACAACCCGAGUCUUCUGUUGCCCCCAGAAAGUUUUGAAUCAGGGACAACUAAUGGUGAUUGUAUAGAGGCUGCUAUUGAUAAUGCUUCAUAUAUGGGGAGAAACCAGAAUUCAACAUGGUCUUCUGGAAAGUUAAUGUUGUCAGGAAUUACUAAUGAUACUGAACAUCCUGUUGAUCAUAUGUCUUGUCUGGAUUCGACAUUGUUAUGUAUAACCAAUGGUGAAGUGGUUGAUUCACCAAAUGGACAUGUUUGUACAGGGGAGAAGAGAGCUAAACUACAGUCGAAAAGGAAAAAAUGUAUAGAGUUAGCCGAGGAUAGCCACAGUUUCUCACCGCAUCCUGAAAGUUUGAAGCUCAGGAAAACUGAUGGUGAAGAUGUUGGAAGCGGCUUUCUGGAUAAGGAAAAUAGAGUUUUAAAGAUGCAAAAAAGAAGGAAAAGAGGAAAAAAACCAUCGGGGGAAGGCCACAAUGUAUCUGUUCCUUGCCAACAAGAUGGCCUUGAAAUCUCAACAUGUGGGAACAUUUCUUCUAAGCAGAUUUUAGGAACUGGAGAUGGAAAUGAUAUUACGCUUGCUUGCUUUCUUAGCAAUAAAUCAAAGAAGAGAAGGCUCGAAUUUGCUGAAAAUGCUAAUCAGGCUUGCUCUCCAUCUAGUCUGAAAAUGGGUGCUGAUUUGGUUCCCAAUGAAGUAGAUAAACUUUGUGAUGGAAAUCAAAUCCUAUUCACACAAGGUGUGGAACCUCGGACAUGCUGUCAUGUUGAAGAUCCUGAUAAUUUGUUGCCUCGCAAGCUGCAGUCUAGUCAAUUGGAGGAUAUGCCAACUAUCAUAGAUAAUGACAGUGGGCCUGGUAGACAAGAUCUUGUCCAAGGGGAGAAUGCUGAUCCUGAAGAGAGUUACGAUAUUACACUUUCUUGCUUUCUGCGAAAGAAAUUGAAGAAGAGGUGAUAUCAAGUUGCCAAAAUGGCUAUUCAAGCUCGUUCUUCCUUUGGUUUUAAAAGAUCCAAAUCACUUACCAGAGUAAAUAAACAUCAUGAUGGAAUCUAUCCAUCAUGCAAGAUUGGAAUCUCGGACAUGCUGUAGCGGCGAAUAUUUGUCACCUUGCAACCUGCAGUCUGGUCAUUAUGAGUAUAUGCUAACCAUCAUGGCUAACUAAGCUAGAUCUGGUCCUAGGGCGGAUUGAUGCUUGACGUGAACCAGUUAGAGAAUCUGUGAACCUGGAGGGUGCACUGAGGUUUGUGAUAUUAGUCAUAUUUACUUUUGGCGAAACAAAUUGAAGAAGAGGUGACUUCAAGCCAGCGGAAGUGGUAUUCAGAUGUGCUCUCACACCCCUAUGGAGCAAAUAUCAAGGUAUGGCGUUUUGUACAAUUUACAGCAAGAAGAAUUUCCCAUAAUCCUUGGGAUUACAUAUGGAAAAGAAUAAUUGUGGUGAGUUGGUAGCUACACUGUGUAUGGUAAUGAGUAACUGCAGUGGGUUGGCUUUCCUCUGGGGAGAUGUUCUCUUGUUUGGCUGUAUGAUCAAUUAUGGUAACAGGAUCAGCUGGACUGAUAUAGAAAUGCAAUGCAUUUUCUUUUAUGUGUGGUGUGUAAAAGAUUUGGUACCUCUAGCAUUUAUCCUCUAGUUUAGCAGGCACGUCUACGUGUGGUGUGUUCUCUUUGAAUAACAUUAUUCAUAUGAAGUCCGACUGUAAGAAUCU
Messenger RNA from Alnus glutinosa, 4091 nucleotides. RefSeq lists its product as uncharacterized. Lineage: Eukaryota; Viridiplantae; Streptophyta; Magnoliopsida; Fagales; Betulaceae. The transcript has 11 exons. The coding region runs from base 112 to 3342 and encodes 1076 amino acids. The record is from RefSeq and is a predicted model, not a curated record.